This is a messenger RNA of Poecilia reticulata (guppy), 3027 nucleotides long. NCBI's taxonomy places the organism in Eukaryota, Metazoa, Chordata, Actinopteri, Cyprinodontiformes, Poeciliidae. The record is from RefSeq and is a predicted model, not a curated record.
UACGUGAAUUUCUAGAUUGAAAUAAGCAGAAGAUCAAAAACCACCAGUUUGUUUACAAACACGCUGGGGGCGGGGCUAGGUGACGUCAUGACGCAGUGGAGUAGGAACAUGGCGGCGGAUUACUGGGAGACGGAGCGACCCGAACCUCCUUCAGACUGAACCGAACCACGCAGAACCCGGGCCGGACCGGGUCCGCCUCUCACGGUGUCUCCAGGUGGACGGCUCCGCCCCCGUCGGCGUCUCGCCCCCCCCUGCCGCCUGGACCCCCCCUCAUGGAGCGGAUCAGGAAGCUCAAACGGCAGCUGUCUGUCACUCUGGGGAGGGGCGGGGCCGGCGGCGGGGACCAGGCGCUCAACGACUCCAACACGCAGGAAGUGACGUCACACAGCGAUUCAGGUGACUUCCUGUUCAGGGACCAGCAUUACAGUCUGGUACCGAGGGGUUCUGUUGGGACCAGUNNNAGUUCCUACCUGAACCGGGCCACCAGACUCGAAAUAGUUCAUGAAGACGUCAAGAUGAACUCUGGUGGAGAAAGUGAUCCGCCUUCGUCUUCAGACGAUGUUCAGAGUCCAGUCCGAGUCCGACUGAGGAACAAGAAGAUCUCAACAGAGGACAUCAACAAGCGUCUGUCGUUGCCGGCGGAUAUCCGUCUUCCUGAUGAUUACCUGGAGAAGUUCAGCGUGAUUGGUCCGGCUCUGUUCGAGCAGCCAAUCAGCAGGCGGCUCCGCCGAGUGUCUCUGUCGGAGAUCGGGUUCGGGAAACUGGAGACGUACAUCAAACUGGACAAACUGGGAGAGGGGACCUACGCCACAGUGUACAAAGGUCGCAGCAAGCUGACCGACAACCUGGUUGCCCUGAAGGAGAUUCGCCUGGAACAUGAAGAGGGAGCUCCGUGCACGGCAAUCAGAGAAGUGUCUCUGCUGAAGGACCUGAAACACGCCAACAUCGUGACGCUUCAUGACAUCAUCCACACGCAGAAAUCCCUCACGCUGGUCUUUGAGUACCUGGACAAAGAUCUGAAGCAAUACCUGGACGACUGUGGAAACGUCAUCCAUGUUCACAACGUCAAGCUGUUUCUCUUCCAGUUGCUCCGCGGUUUGUCCUACUGCCACCGGAGGAAAGUUCUCCACCGAGACCUGAAGCCCCAGAACCUGCUGAUCAACGAGCGAGGGGAGCUCAAGCUGGCCGACUUCGGUUUGGCCCGAGCCAAGUCCAUCCCAACAAAAACGUACUCCAAUGAGGUGGUGACGCUGUGGUACCGGCCGCCGGACAUCCUGCUGGGCAGCACCGACUACUCCACCCACAUCGACAUGUGGGGUGUUGGGUGCAUCUUCUAUGAGAUGGUGACGGGUCGCCCUCUCUUUCCUGGCUCUACGGUUGAGGAGGAGCUUCACUUCAUCUUCAAGCUGCUGGGAACGCCCAGAGAGCGCAGCUGGCCCGGGAUCGGGUCCAACCAGGAGUUCCUGGCUUUCAACUUCCCUCAGUACCGAGCCGAGAGGCUGAGCAACCACACCCCCAGGCUCAGCAGUGAAGGAGUGGAGCUGCUGUCAAAGUUCCUGCAGUUUGAAGGGAAGAAGAGGAUCUCUGCCGACGAGGCCAUGAAACAUUGCUACUUCAGUAACCUUGGAAACAGAGUGACAUCACUUCCUGACACGGCGUCCAUCUUCAGUCUGUUGGAGAUCCAGCUGGAGAAGGAGAGCGUGAGGCCGCCGGCAGCUCCUGAUCCAGCUACCAGCCCGACGCGGAGGCGGAGUCUGCUCUUCUGACACCUGAAGGAGGCGGAGCCAUCUGAAAGGAAGUGACCGCAGGAAGUGACAUUUUACUUUGAAGGAGCUGAGACUACUGAUGUGAAACAAAGAAAACACUACAGAUUUCCGGAAUGUGAAGAAAACUUGUUUACAGACGAUGCAAUAAUGAAUCACAGCAGCUGCCGACCAAUCAGAGGGCAGCAUGCUUCACAAACAAACCAAUCAGCUUCCGUCUUCCAAGACUUACAAUCCAAACAUGGUAGACCAGCAGCAUCACCUCCAGCUUAUGACAUCAUCAUGAUGUCACACUGCAGCAGGUGGAACCUGACAGGUGAUUCCAGGAACCAGUCACCUGGUCCCAGUUAGCACCAGUUAGCGUUAGCUCGUUAACUGCUAAUGAGCUUCUGGCCUGUUGCCACCAUGACCAGGUGUGUUUCACGUCUCCUACCAUUUCUGCUGGACGAAGCCAUCUGGACUCUUAUUGUGAAAGUUCUCGGCUGCUUCCUGUGUUUAUCUACAGUAAACCAGCUGGAUUUCCCCAGGGGUAAAUAUUGAUGGGGUGGGGCAGAUAACGGGGCAGAUAGCAUGCUCUGCUCUCUGGGUUCUCCUGCAUCUUGACUGUUAGUCGAUCUGAUGGCGUCGGCCGUCUGAGCAGAAGCUCUUCGUUUCCUGAUUCCAACCUGUAGAGUUCAGGGGUCAGUGGGCGGGGCUUCCCAGGUGUCCAGGUGUUAGUGAUGUUUAUACUGAAGUAAUAAAUGGGUCGAGUUACCAAUAGAGGAAGUGAUCGUUAACUGAAACGUGUCGGUUUGUGAAGUGAGAAAGCAGAAGGCAGUGGAUGUUUCAAAAUAAAAGCAUUCCAUGGAGGAGCAGGUUGGACAAAGCUUUCUGUUGACCUCUGACCUGUGCAGGUCGUCUCUGAUUGGGGGUGGGGUUGGUUCCAGCCACGCCGUCUCCGUCUGACUGCUGAAUGUAACUCAGGCAGCUCCCUGAUUGGCCGAGCCGAGCGGCUGGUCAGCACACAGGAAGGUCGUUGUGCUGCGUUCAGGUCUGCUACUUUAACCAUCGUUGUUGUUUUGAAGCCAAAGUUCUCUGCAAUAUCCUGACCUGCAUGAUGACUUUCUUCCAGUGAACUUCAUGCUGUUAAAUCUUCCAUCGGCUCUGAAAGCACUGAAGUGUUUGUUUUACUUGAAUGAAAACAGGAAGUGGAUGUUGUUGUAUUUAUCUGUCUGUACUCUGGAUAUACAAACAGAACUGACAUUAAAGAUUUUAUUUAUUAUCA